Aspergillus fijiensis CBS 313.89 is the source of this 1279-nucleotide messenger RNA. RefSeq lists its product as uncharacterized. The record is from RefSeq and is a predicted model, not a curated record. Bases 392 to 799 code for a protein of 135 amino acids. Lineage: Eukaryota; Fungi; Ascomycota; Eurotiomycetes; Eurotiales; Aspergillaceae. The transcript is spliced from 3 exons.
GACUUACACAGUACACAACUCCAACAGGGCUACUUACCGAUGUAACUAGUCAAAAAUCUCUAUACUCGCUUGAGCUAUGUUCUGCAAAAACUGUGUGGCAUCCCGAGACUCGCCAAACAUCUCCAACACUGUCAACACUGUUUAAUUUCGCAGCGUGUUGCUAAAGAUGGUCUGAUGCAAUAUCGCGUCUUCCAAACUAAGCCACUUCCAGCUGCUGCAGGUCCACUUCAAAAGAGAAUGCGUUCAAAACUCCCUUGAAAAAGUCGGUCUGCCAACAACAAGAGACGACUCUGACGUCGGGAAGCUGUUGCUGGCACAACUCACUCUUAUCCGUGCCUCACCCUGCUCCAUCGACGAACCACAUCAGACACCACCUGUAUGACGCGUCGCAAUGUUUGAGCGUCGCGCCGCAGAUCGCUACCGCCUGCGAAUGCACCGUGCCCGCACGGUGGCACUCACCUCCGACGAGAUCGUGGAAGUCCGCGCCGCCCAGCGCACCUUCGAAGGCGCCUACGUCCGCACCGCCCUCUCGCAGUUCUCCUUCGCCCUCGUCGUGCUAAAGAUCUUCACCAGCGAGUUCUACAGCACGGGCGCGUUGUUCGCCAUUUACGGCACCGGCGUGCUCAUGAUCGGCCUCUACCGCCGUCAGCAGGGCAACAAGCAGUUCUUUUCGGAGCUCGGGGAGGAUGGGAUCAAUCGGCACAAAUUUCGGACCAGCGGGAAUGCGGUACUGAUCCUCACGGCCUUGAGUAUCGGGGCGUAUGCUACACUGAUCGGGCUUACAUUGAGGUUGAAAUAAUAGCGGGACUCUCGGUCGGCCGACGCAGAUCUCCGGCAGUGCUGUAUCGACGAGGGCGGUACGAGAGUAGUAGAGGGCAUAUGCCCAGGGCUAGAUGCGAGAGCAUUCUCAGGGGCCUUCGCGAGUGCUCUUGGGUGACCAGCGCUGCGGACUGGUGACCAGGGCGUGAAGAUGACCACUCAAUUGCUGCGACAGGUAGAACGUAAGGGCUUGGCAAAUCAGAUGGUGGAAGACGGAAAUCGGGUAUCACUGUUACCACUGGCAUGUGGUGAAGAGAGCACGAGACAACCUACUCGAAGCGUGUCGUUCUGGGGAGAUCCUCGAUGGGGAUCGCUAGCCUCGAAACGUCACACGACUGUGCACAGCCUAUGUGGGCUUCUGAUUUGAGGCAGUCCAUUCGUCACGCCAACGCAUUCCGCAUCCCUCCUUCCCAUAGCACGUCAAUGACACAAAUCCCUCGAAUAGGGGGGGGGGGGGGGG